CACAGAAGGAUAUUCAGACACCAAAGAAGUUGAUGAGUUCUGGAAAGAAAACCACCUUCUUCCAAGAACUUCAGUAUCCAGAGGCUUCUAGUGACACUGAAGAUUCUGUCUUUGUAGAAAGUUCAUGGCAUAACUAUCAAAAAGUAGAAGACUUGAAAGAGAGUCUAAUGUGCAUAAAACUCCCACCCCCACAAAAUCUGAAAGAGCCAAUUUCCAGUGGCAGUGACUUAAUUGUUAAAAGGAAAGAGAGAAGCUGUGAAAAGAGUACAGAAAAUAAGGCACUACGACCAAGUACAGAGGUAGUAUCAGAUAACUCAGAUGACGAAUUUGAAUCAUUAAUAGAACGAAUAAGGAAACGAAGUACACCUCAAAACUCAAUCUUAAGCACAAAUAAAACUGUCAGCUGGCCAAGCACAACAGAAAACAUCAAUCCACCCUGUGAAGUUGCCCAGCCCUUGAAAGGGGAGGAAUUCGAGACACCAAGGCCAAAUUCCAUUUUACUUCCAGAAACGCCUUCCAGGAUAAUGGCUUCUGCAAGAAUUCCUAGGAAUGAAUUCAUCAAUUGCUCACAGUCAGCAGAGACAGAGAAAAGGCUUAGGCUGUGCUCAGUGCCUGGCUGUUUCUUGCAAGAUCUCUCAAAUCCGACUUCCCACUAUGUGAAGUAUUUCCAGAAAAAUAAAGAGAAGCUGGCACAGAAGCUCUACUGUCUGUACAACGCUACCAUCUUUGAGCAGAAGUUACCAGAGAAAAUGGUAAUAAUCUGGAAUAAGAAAAUGAGAAAAACAGCAGGAUAUUGUGUAACUGGGCAGACAGAAGGUCCUGAAGCAAAGCGUUAUGCUCGCAUAGAACUUUCUGAGAAAGUGUGUGACUCUGCAGAUCGACUUCGAGAUACACUAAUCCAUGAGGCUUGCCAUGCAGCCACCUGGCUGAUCAAUGGUAUUCGUGAUGGGCAUGGACGAUUCUGGAGAUUCUACGCCAAUAAAUCAGCUGUGAUUCAUCCAGAACUGCCAGCUGUGACUCGAUGCCACAGCUAUGAGAUUAAUUACAAAUUCUUUUAUGAGUGUGUUAUGUGCAAAGCUAUGAUUGGACGUCAUUCCAAGUCUCUGGACACAGAGUGCUUUGUGUGUGCAUUCUGUGGGGGGCAGCUGACCCUGAGUCAGCCCACUCGAAAGGAUGGCACUCUUGCUAGAACACAUCUAAUGCCCUUUGCAAAGUAUGUGAAAGAAAACUACGGACUUACUGAAACAGAGCAGCAUGGCCUGAGUCAUGCUGAAGUCAUGAGGAAACUCAGUGCUGAUUUUGCUUUAAAAACUAGGUUUCAAGAUUCCUUGUAA
Molecule: messenger RNA, 1334 nt
Organism: Apaloderma vittatum (bar-tailed trogon)
Lineage: Eukaryota; Metazoa; Chordata; Aves; Trogoniformes; Trogonidae
Gene: GCNA
Product: acidic repeat containing
Exons: 6
Cellular component (GO): nucleus
Source: RefSeq, a predicted model, not a curated record